AUGAACGCAAUUGCCGGACUUCUGGGGUCGAUCAUAGUAAGCUUUCUUCUGUUUUGCCAUUGGCUUAAUUAAAGUAGUGUGAUUGUUUUAUGGGGCCAAAAAUAGACUACUGGCCAGAACAAUGUAAAAGUAGCUUUUAAUGCACAUCUUGUGUCGGGUAAUCACUCAAAUUUCAAAAGCAACAAGUUGAGCAGCAAGUAAGCAUUAUUUUUAGAUACGGCAAUUAAGGCGCACACAAAAUUUAGAACCCGGGUUUACCUGGCGACUACAUGUUUAAGUAAACGUAGUUCAAGCCACCCACUUCCUUUCCAUCAUUAAUCUGUCUUUAAUUCGGACAGCCGUCUCUAUUUUAAACUGGAGCGGACCUGCUCACUGGCUAGAAGGAGGACAAUGGCAUUUAAAACAUUUGUGACGUUUUCCAGGUCAAACUAGUAUCACAACCUUUUGUCCCUGUUUCAAGCUCUAAGGGAGUCAGCAAGUCAGUGACCGGCAGGGAAGGGCCUAGAUUCUGGAAUGACUCGCUUGACCAUGACGUUGAAUCAAGUUUUUAAGCUGUCCUGCGUACAAACCCACCGGCACCAACCUCAAUAACUGACGAGAGAUCUUGUUAGAGAAAGCCAAAUUUAGUUUUUUAGACCUCGGACGGCAAGAUGAAUCAUUGCCCAAGGCUUGGGAUUAUGUUUUCGACACAUAGAAUUGACUAAAACAGCAAUCUGUUUUGUCAAAUACUUAACUCUUUUCGAAUAGGCACAUCGAUGUCUAACACUCUUGAUUAAAAUUAAGAACUAUGUCAUUGAAUUGCAUGCUAUUUCAUAGCAAAGUGCGCUAUAUGUCUACGAUGCAGUUCCAUAAAACUUUAAUUAAAACUGCCAGAUAACAUUCAUUCUGACAAAAUUUGCCACUGUUCGAGUGCACUAUGGCACGGGAUUAGCUUAAAGUUUUAAUGAAAAAGUCUUUUCACUUUUCCCAACCAAUAGUUACGGAAGGAUCUCGGGAGGCCACAAUGCCUUUUGCUUUUCCAUCUAUCUGAAAAGCGUCUGAUACGUUUAUGCCCUUUUUGAAAGAAAUGCUAAAUACGUUCCAAGCAUUAAUAGCAGAAUAAGAAGCAUGACUUCGACAGGGUUGUCCUUCUUACAGAGACUUCCUAUUUGGGGCUCUUGCUGUCCACUAUCUGCAAGGCGGUUUCCGUCUCAGUUGGCACCCUUAAGGAACUUUUUGACUGGGCCUUUUAUGCUGCAGAGUACACUGAAUGGACGGAUGUUUCAUAGGGUUUUAAUAGAACGGCAGAACUCUUCUCGAGUCAGCCAAUCCAAAAUGGACAAUAGAAUUUGGCAAAACACGCUUCUAGCCGACAAUUACAGUCGUUCUAGCAAUGAAGUUGUCCUACGUCUAGGCUGCGGAAUGCGAACUGGUCCCAGAAAUGUAACGUAGCAGUUCACCCUCCUAUAGAUAGCUGAGCAACAUUCGGGUAGACAGUCCAAUUCAAGCUACAUUGAACAAUGUUAAUAUGAACCCUUAGAAACUACAACUAAGAAUCUGUCUGCACAGUCGCUCAGUUUUUCCAAAUCCAUUAUUCCUACACAGUGUCUGAUCGCCUCUUCAAAAAUCAGGCCUUUGUGUGCGGAUAUCACUUUGAUUUUUCCUAGUCGAUUGCUCUUAAAUAUUUCUAACUCCAACGACCUUCCAUUUAGUUAUUACUGAAGUUGGUUCGUCGACUUAGCUUUUAUGUUUACAAACCUUUUCAACAUACUUUUGAGUGCUUCCAGGGAUUACGAGGAUAGGGGCCUUUAAAUCACACCCGAGGGCGAUGAACUCAUAUUACUCGGAUUACGGGUUGAAAGCCGUCCAAUGUGCUUGUUUGGAUUUUUUUCGUAUAAUGCCACUCUUGUUCCUCCUUGCAUCCUCUCCCUCUCCCAUAGGUCCUCGGUUGCAUUUUAACUAGCCAGGCGGCAGCUGUCGUCCGUGAGGCCGAAGGUGCGCGAAGUCGCGAACAUCCUGACGCUGUCUUCUACCCAUUCGCCAAACGCUACUUUGACCCCAUCCGCUAUGGUCUGUCAAGUGAGUUCAUGUGCUUUUCAACCUCCAACUGACCUAACCUUUUCUCUCCUUCACCUGUAGGUUACGACGGUUUUCGCAGCAAGUAUGCGGCGCCCUCGGCCUAUUUUUCGGAUAUGGAGAAGCGAGCACCCUACUUUGACCCAAUUCUAUAUAACAUGCCUUAG
Messenger RNA from Spirometra erinaceieuropaei, 2222 nucleotides. The record is from the annotation of a GenBank genome assembly. Lineage: Eukaryota; Metazoa; Platyhelminthes; Cestoda; Diphyllobothriidea; Diphyllobothriidae.